AGGCCUAACAAGAAGCUAUUAGAUUACUACCUUAGCCCUUUUAAAGUCACUUGUAUUACGUUAAAUAAGUUAGCCUAUAAGCUUAAGUUACCCUUAGUAUUUAAAAUCUACCUUAUAUUUUAUAUGUUCUUACUAGAGCUGUACUACUAUAGAGCUAGCGUAACACUAGAGCUACCUAGCCUAGACGUUAUAAAAAGGCAAGAAGAGUUUAAGGUAGAAUUAAUUUUAGUAUAUAAAGAAUAA
Molecule: messenger RNA, 243 nt
Organism: Amorphotheca resinae ATCC 22711
Lineage: Eukaryota; Fungi; Ascomycota; Leotiomycetes; Helotiales; Amorphothecaceae
Exons: 1
Source: RefSeq, a predicted model, not a curated record